CCCCAACGCUUCUAAAUGGAAAGAAACCAGAAGCAUUGGAGAAACCAGUUUCCCAGAUUCUGGUUCACGCCCUCAGGCGCGAUGACAGAAAGUCAAGUGGAUGAACCCCUAAGCCAGGAGACCUUUCGGGAGCUGUGGAACCAGAUCAGCCAGAAAUCGGGAUUUACCUGUUUUAUCGCAUUGUCCUGCGUUCAUGAGCUGGUGGUGAAUUGUUCCCCUGGCCUGGGGGCCUCUGGGUUUGCUGUCACUCUUCUCCCUGUGUGCCUUUGUCUGACGGAGCUCAAAGCUGCGAUUUCUCUCCUUUGCGUGACUAUGCUGUCGCCUGGCGCUGUUCUCCUGCUGCCAGUGGUCAGCCGUGAGCCUGGCGACGGUCCAGGCCAUUCCGCGAUUCCCGAUGUGCAGCACCGCCGCGGGGAGACGACCCAGAGCGAACACCAGAUCCUCCCUCUCCCCUGGACGCGGUACUCCACCAUCCUGAACAAACUCUUCUGCCAGCUGGCCAAGACGUGCCCAGUCCAGGUCCGAGUGGCGUCAGUUCCACCCCCGGGCACCCUGCUCCGUGCCACUGCCGUUUACAAGAAGCCAGAGCACGUGGCCGAGGUGGUGAGGAGAUGCCCGCAUCACGAACGCAGCUCGGAGAACGAUGACGGCCCUGCCCCUCCGAGCCACCUGAUCCGAGUGGAGGCCAGCAGCCAGGCACACUACGUGGAGGACAAGGACACCAAGCGGCAGAGCGUCAUCGUACCCUACGAGGCCCCGCAGGUAAGCGGAGAGUGUCUGACUGGGUUUCCUUGUGCCCUCUCUCUCUGUGUGUGUGUGUGUGUCUGUGCGCGUGCGUGCAGUGGGCAGCUGCUCGGCCGAAGGUGUUUCGAGGUGCGAGUGUGCGCCUGUCCCGGCCGCGAUCGGAAAAGCGAGGAGGAGAAUCUGAAGAGACAGCAGGAGAACGUGGCUGUGAAAUCUGGCAGCACUGCCACCAAACGCUCCAUCGUGGAGGUUUCCCAGGGGACCACAUCCCCUCAGCCCAAGAAGAAGAAGGUGCCGAUGGACGAAGAGGUCUUCACUUUACAGGUAAAGGCACGGUCAGGG
Rhincodon typus (whale shark) is the source of this 1086-nucleotide messenger RNA. Its product is annotated as cellular tumor antigen p53-like. Gene Ontology annotation, molecular function: RNA polymerase II cis-regulatory region sequence-specific DNA binding; DNA-binding transcription factor activity, RNA polymerase II-specific; protein binding. The record is from RefSeq and is a predicted model, not a curated record. The annotation marks the transcript as partial. Gene Ontology annotation, biological process: regulation of transcription by RNA polymerase II; apoptotic process. Lineage: Eukaryota; Metazoa; Chordata; Chondrichthyes; Orectolobiformes; Rhincodontidae. The transcript has 8 exons. Gene Ontology annotation, cellular component: nucleus.